AGCGUAACUAGUUAGCUCCCCUAGUAUUAUCUCAGACACCGAUAUCUAUGCGAACGGCAAGUAGAUUGCGUAAUUUCAAGCGUCCACGUUCUUUUCGAUCAAAAGUUGACGAAGUGAACAGCAAGAAUGACUGCUGCCGUAAAGAAAGCACCCGUAGUAAAAGGCAAAGGCAAGAAAAAGAAGGCACCUGCCAAGAAGUUCACUUUAGACUGCACCCACCCUGUCGAAGAUGGAAUUAUGGAUGCUGCCAACUUCGAGCAAUUCCUCAAGGACAGAGUCAAGGUUAAUGGCAAAACCAACAAUCUUGGACAGCAAGUCGUCAUCGAAACUCUUAAAAACAAAGUGGUGAUCACUUGUGAGAUUCCAUUCUCCAAGAGGUACCUGAAGUAUUUGACCAAGAAGUACUUGAAAAAGAACAACCUGAGAGAUUGGCUUCGAGUUGUUGCUUCAAGCAAGGAGAAUUACGAGCUCCGUUACUUCCAGAUCAACAAUGAUGAAGACGAGGAGGAAGAAGAAGAUUAAAAUGGAGAAAAAUACAAAAAUUAAAAUGCUAUCCAGUGCA
This is a messenger RNA of Ciona intestinalis (vase tunicate), 562 nucleotides long. Its product is annotated as large ribosomal subunit protein eL22-like. Gene Ontology annotation, molecular function: RNA binding; structural constituent of ribosome. NCBI's taxonomy places the organism in Eukaryota, Metazoa, Chordata, Ascidiacea, Phlebobranchia, Cionidae. Gene Ontology annotation, cellular component: ribosome. The record is from RefSeq and is a predicted model, not a curated record. Gene Ontology annotation, biological process: cytoplasmic translation.